This is a messenger RNA of Acipenser ruthenus (sterlet), 2730 nucleotides long. It is a transcript of the gene nub1, whose product is annotated as negative regulator of ubiquitin-like proteins 1. The coding region runs from base 55 to 1989 and encodes 644 amino acids. Gene Ontology annotation, molecular function: protein binding. The transcript has 15 exons. NCBI's taxonomy places the organism in Eukaryota, Metazoa, Chordata, Actinopteri, Acipenseriformes, Acipenseridae. The record is from RefSeq and is a predicted model, not a curated record. Gene Ontology annotation, biological process: regulation of ubiquitin-dependent protein catabolic process.
CGUCAAAAGGAAGUUUGCGCAGCGGUCCUCGUGAGGACCCGUACACAGGGGAAAAUGACAAAAACAAAAACAGAAACGGUAAGCACAGACGACUGCAAAGUGAAACCUCCGCUCUCAAUAGUUGUUGAAGAACGGAUUUCAGCUUGUUUUAAAGGACAAAUGGCUCAGGAAGAGUAUCUGCAAUCGAAGCUGAAAACAUGUCUAAGAAGUGAUAAUAUUCAGCUCUGGAAGGCUCCGUACACAACAGAAAACAAUGAAGCUGGACAGCAGGCAAUAAAGGAGCUUGCUGAAAAAUAUGCACCUAGCCUUAAUCUUAAUGCCACUGAAGUAGAGAGUGCAUUGGAGGCUGUGAGGGCAUUGACAGUCAAGCGAGGGAAAGCAAAUGAGACGUACAAGACAGAAGGUGUUGCUACACUGGAGAUUUCACUGCCCAAGAAAUACAAGCAGAGAUCUCAGAGACACUACUUGGAAACCAAGCUUGACAUUACCAGCAAUCAGCUGAUAGCUAUGAUAUCAGAACAAUUUGGAGUCGGACCUAACAUGAAGUUAAUUUUAAGCGGCAGAACAGUGGGGGCUGGUAAAACACUUCAAGAGCAGGGUGUAAAACACAAUUCAAAGAUUAUGGUUCUGUCACUGAAGGAAAGUGAGGAGGACAAGCAGAAAAUGGCUGGGGAAGAAAAACAAUACCAAAAUAAAAACGAGACCAUAACAAGAACUCAAAAAGGGUUUGAGAUCCUGUCUGAGAGAGAUGGAAGUAUGGAUCCAGAUACCACUCCGUUUUUGGAAAUCGCUGAUCAGAAGGGAAACCCCAUUAAAAUUCCACCAGCAGAGAGGAAGGCUCUUAUCUUGGCCAUGGGACUUCAUGAGAAAGGAAGAUCCCUUCUGAAGAAGAAGGAUUAUGAGACGUCGUUGUGUCUUUUACUGCAAGCAGAUGAACAGUUUAGUAAAUGUGGGUCUCAGUUGCUGAACACAGUGGAUAACUAUGCAGUCCUUCAGCUGGAUAUUGUGUGGUGCUACCGUGCGCUUGAGAACCUGGAUUACCUUCAGAAUGCAAAAGAACGAUUGCAAAAAGCUGAAAGCUGUUUCCUUAAAUGCUAUGGCGAGGAACAAACACGACUUUUACAAAUAAAGGGUAAUUCAGGGAGGGAGGAAGUGCUGUUCCUGAGACUUUACCUCCUCCAGGGGUUUUUAUUCUUUCUCCGAGGUGAAGACCAACUAGCUGCUGAGAAAGUUGUGAAGGUGGAAGGUCUGUACAGGCAGCUAUGUGUGGAUCCUGAGCAGAUGACUCAACUGCUGGCUCUCGGAUACACAGAGCAGGAAGCACGUCUGGGUCUGAGGGCUUGUCGAGGAAACCUCAACGAAGCUGCCAACCACAUUAGCCAAAGAAGAGAGGAAAAGGCAGAGAUGAAAAGAAAGGAACGAGAGAAGAGAAGGAAACGCAUGGAUGACAUCAACACGCUGAGAGAAAUGGGCUAUUCAGAGAGAGAUGCAGCCAGGGCUCUACAUGACGCUGAAGGAAACUUGGACCGUGCCUUUCAGAUCCUUCUUGGUAACUACUGUCUGGUAGAGACAAGAAGCAAUGAUACAGAAUCCAGUGGCACGGACUCCUCCAACAGGGAAGUCAUGAUUAAUCAGUUGGUAUUUUUGGGCUUCGAUCGUGAUUCUGCAGUAGCUGCCUUGGGGCUUGCAGGUGGCAAUGUGCAGCUCGCAGCCCAGCUUCUGGUGCAUCAUCGAGGGAAUCUGCCCCCAGACAUCCUGUCCCCUUCCCCACGCUCCUCCUCCUCAGAGGAGCCCAGCACCUCCUCCAACUCGGCAGGUUCUCCCAUAAAUGCAAGAGAUGAGCAAAUGGAUCUGGACCUGGUGAAUGAGGUUCUGGGGGAUAUCCCGAAUCAUGAGGAGGACUAUCUAGAUCUAAAUCUGGAAGAAGAAAGCGAGGUCAUUGCAAAGCUCAAAUCGUACCUGGAAACAAAACACCAACCCCCCUGCUAAAUGUCUCCCCAUCACAAUGCUGCAAAAGGGUUGCGUAGAAACUCAUGAAGCAAUUAACAACAGGACCCUGUGGUGCUGUUGCACUUUCCAGCUUAGGCAGUCAACCCAUCAAGAGGGUCAUUUUUUCCAGAUACCUUUACCUGCAUUUUAUAUUUAAGAGCAGUUUAAGUGCAAUAAAACAAUUCAAAUAAAGUUUCUACAUGUGUAAAUCAGCAGAUUUUAGAAUAUUUUUCAUAAUGUAGAGUUGAUUUUUAGUUUUGCAAGUUAGAAUAGCAAUGGUUUAAACUGUUUUCAACAUUCAAUAUUAAUACAUUUACACCAGGUUUUAAGUUGUAUGUAUUGCAAUGAAUAGAACAUCUAUUUUGAGGUGCAGUGUCAGCCUGCUGAGGUCUCUAUAUACAGUAAAGAGAAAGGCUCCAUACCACAUUUUAAAAUAGUAACUUUAAUCACUUUCAAAAGAAAAACAAGUGCUUUGCCAUUGGUUGAAAAGCUGCAUUAUACCAAUAACACAAUUCACUGAAUUAUUCAUUUAAAAAUAUAUUUUAAAUUUAGCACACAAGAACACUCUUGUUUAACCCAAUAGUGUGUGGUUUAGUAUGUUCAUUUAUAAAAAAUAUAUAUAUUUAUCACAUUGGUUGAUUUUUUUAAAUGUAUUUAUUGAUUUUUAAAAACAUUGAAUCUCUUUGUUUGUAUAUUUUUCUCUACUGUGACUGAAAUAAACACACUUCUGGAUUUCUAAUG